UGGCUCCCACCUGGCGGCGAAUGAGCAAAUUAUUCACAUUGGCGUCGGCCGAGGCUGGGAGGGCUUAGCAUAAUCUUCGGACUACGAACUCUUUAGGGAAGUUUUUUUUCUAUCGCUUUUAAUCGUGAAGAACCAUGGCCGAUGACAAUGGCGACAGCAACAAAGAACGGAGUCGGAACGACAGCGUCGGCGACCAAGACGAGGAGCGUGCCCACAGCCCGGACAUCCACUUCGAGCCCGUGGUAAAGCUGCCGCUGUGCGAGGUGAAGACGCUCGAGGAGGACGAAGAGGUGCUGCUCAAGUUGCGGGGCAAGCUGUACCGGUAUGACACGUCGGGCGAGCCGGCCGAGUGGAAGGAGCGGGGCACCGGGGAGGUGAAGAUCCUGCGCAACGAGGAGGGCUGCUGCCGCAUCCUCAUGCGCAGGGACAAGACCUUCAAGAUCUGCGCCAACCACAAGGUCACCGAGAGCAUGGAGCUGAAGCCCAGCCACGGCAGCGACCGGGCUUGGAUCUGGAGCACGCCCGCCGACUUCGCCGACGAGGAGCCCAAGGCGGAGCUGCUGGCGCUGCGCUUCGCCAACACAGAGAAUGCGCAGAAGUUCAAGGAGAAGUUUGAGGAGGCCAAGCAGGUGGUGCCACGCCAGAAGAAGGACCCCGAGGCGGAUGCAGCGGCGGACAAGCUGGAGUCUCUGUCCAUCGAGCCCCGGGACGAAGGGAGCAAGGAGUGAGCCCCGUCAGGGGAAGUGCCGGGACCACGCAGCCACGGCCCACCGGGAGAUUGAGCGGGAGACUGCCGGCCGGGCCCUGGGGGCUGCCUCCCCCCCUUUUGUACAUAGCCUCGCAUGUGUUUGUAUAGGCCGGCCUAAUAAAGGGCCCCUCCAAUUGUC
Ixodes scapularis (black-legged tick) is the source of this 887-nucleotide messenger RNA. RefSeq names its product ran-specific GTPase-activating protein. Gene Ontology annotation, molecular function: GTPase activator activity. NCBI's taxonomy places the organism in Eukaryota, Metazoa, Arthropoda, Arachnida, Ixodida, Ixodidae. Gene Ontology annotation, cellular component: cytoplasm; nuclear pore. The transcript has 7 exons. The record is from RefSeq and is a predicted model, not a curated record. Bases 135 to 728 code for a protein of 197 amino acids. Gene Ontology annotation, biological process: nucleocytoplasmic transport.